Messenger RNA from Plodia interpunctella (Indianmeal moth), 761 nucleotides. RefSeq lists its product as uncharacterized. The coding region runs from base 109 to 714 and encodes 201 amino acids. Gene Ontology annotation, cellular component: nucleolus. Gene Ontology annotation, biological process: ribosomal large subunit biogenesis. NCBI's taxonomy places the organism in Eukaryota, Metazoa, Arthropoda, Insecta, Lepidoptera, Pyralidae. The record is from RefSeq and is a predicted model, not a curated record. The transcript has 3 exons.
CUAUCACGUGUCUUUGACAGUGUUGUGUCGAUUCGAUUCUAGCUUGUGGUGUUCAUAUUAUAAUAUUACCUACGUAUUAAGACUGGACUUCAAUCAUAAUAGGACAAAAUGAAAAUAAAAAAACAACAUCGUAAGAAGAAAUAUCUUCAUAAACUAAAUCGCAAAAGAAUGCAUAAAAAGCAGGAGGGUACGGGCGACGUGAAAUGUAAAGUGAUCAAAGAAUCAUGGGACCACAGAAAAUCCUCUUACCGUAAUCUCAAAGAAAUGGGACUUGCCACUGACCCUAAUAAAGCUAUAAAAAUACCAAACUUCAAACAACAACAGCUAAAAAGAGCCAGACAAAUGGUAAAUGAAGGAGAAUCAGGUUCUGAAGGGGAAAUGGAGGAAAAUGUGGAUAAACAACCAAUCAAGGGCCACAUUGUUGGACUAUUAGAGAAGGAAUCUAAAGCACCAAGGGAAAGAAGAUUUAUGCUACCAAAAGGACAAGUGGAAUUCAUUACUUACUUAUUAGACAAAUACGGACAUAACUACAAAGCAAUGGAAAGGGACAAAAAGAACUACUAUCAGGAAACUUGGAAGCAGUUAAGGCAAAAAAUCAAGACAUUUAUGGGAAUUCCAAAACAAUAUGCAGAAUAUUUAAGUUCGAGAGGAAAUGAGGAAGAUAAUGAAGAAGAGUUGAAGAAACAAGCUAGAGCAUUGGUUAUGGAUGAUUGAUAUGAAAUGCCUUGUUUUGAAAAUAUAAUUUACUAAUCAAAAAUCUA